UGUCUCUGUCUCUCUCUCUCUCUCUCUCUCACAAACACUGCACACAAUGGCGUCGGACCAGUCUCUUACAACUCCUCUCUUAUCCACUCCCACUCCUUCCCACGUAAGUCUCGACGUUUCCUACUCCCACGACGAGCAAUCUAAACAUCAGCUUAACCCGUUCGCUUUUCUCGGGGCGGAUCACGAGUUCGAGGUGCCCGAAUCUAGCACCAUCGACCCGUUUAGGAACCACACACCUAGGGUAGAAGGUCUGUACGAGUGGCUAAAGAUUGUCGUUUGUCUGCCUAUUGCUUUGGCCCGGCUACUACUAUUUGGGCUGUGCUUAGUGGUGGGAUACGUGGCCACGGUUUUUGCGCUCCAUGGAUGGACGGACAAGCAGAAUCCCAUGCCAAAAUGGCGCUGCCGGGUACUGUGGGUCACCCGUUAUUGCUCCCGUUUCAUACUCUUCUCGUUCGGCUACCAUUGGAUAAAACAAAAAGGAAAACCUGCUCCAAGGGAAAUCGCUCCUAUAGUUGUAUCUAAUCAUGUAUCAUAUGUUGAACCUAUUUUCUUUUUCUAUGAAUUGUUUCCAACCAUUGUUGCCUCUGAGGCACAUGAUUCUAUGCCUUUUGUUGGUACCAUCAUCAGAGCAAUGCAGGUGAUAUAUGUUGAUAGAUUCUCACAAUCAUCCAGGAAGCAUGCUGUUAAUGAAAUAAAGAGAAAAGCUUCUUCCGAUCAGUUUCCUCGAGUGCUUUUAUUUCCUGAGGGAACGACUACCAAUGGAAGAGUUCUUAUUUCCUUCCAACUUGGUGCAUUCAUUCCUGGUUAUCCUAUCCAGCCAGUCAUUGUCCGUUAUCCUCAUGUACACUUUGACCAAUCCUGGGGUAAUAUUUCUCUGGCGAAGUUGAUGUUCAGAAUGUUCACUCAAUUCCACAAUUUCAUGGAGGUUGAAUAUCUCCCUCUUGUGCUACCACAUGAAAAUCGAAAGGAAAAUGCUGUCCAUUUUGCUCAGAGGACUAGUCGUGUUAUAGCAAGCAGUCUCAAUGUUGUACAAACAUCACAUUCGUAUGGAGAUUUGAUGCUUCUUACAAAAGCAUUAGAGUUCAAGCAGGAGAAACCCUCACAAUAUAUGGUUGAAAUGGCCUGGGUGGAAUCGGUGAGUAGCUGCUCGAUUUAUUUUGCAAUGAAAUUUGAAUCUGGAGCUCUUGCCUUGUGUCUGGAAUUUGAAGUUCUUCCUUCUAGGAUCCUAAGGGUCCAUUUGGAGAAACCCUCACAAUAUAUGGUUGAAAUGGCCUGGGUGGAAUCGAUAAAAAUGUCUGCAUGUCAGUUCCUGCUUGGAUCGGCCCAUAUCUUGAAGCAGCCAUUAUUUCAGCAUGCGUGUGAACUAGCAUUUAGUAUAUGUGACAGUGAUGAGAAGAAUUACAUUUUGAAGCAAGAGUUACAAGAUUCAAUUACAUUGGCAAUUCCAUACUUGAACGACGAAGAGAUUCAGAGGCUCUUUAGUUUAUUUGAUAUGGAUGAAGAUGGAAGGAUCAGCAAGGAUGAUUUUCUCACCUGUUUGCAAAAACAUCCAUUGCUCAUAGCGAUAUUUUCUCCUCGACUGUUGCAUCGAGGAUCGUCCAUAGCUGAAGAUAUUGUGGUCGAGGAGGUGGCAUAGCAUAUCAAUUUUUAUUUUAUUUUUUUUUAAAUUGUUAUUUUUUUUGUUGGUUUUUCAUAGUGAACGAAUUAUAUAGUUUAAAGAGGGGAGUCGGCAUGCAGAAACUCGAUAUCUAGCCUUAAAACAGUAAUUAUUUCGUCUCAAUGCUUUUUUCUGAAACUGUUUUUGAUUCCUUUAUGGACUAUGGUUGCUUAGUGCUCAAUCGAAUUGCUGUCAUUUUGAUA
Messenger RNA from Olea europaea var. sylvestris, 1860 nucleotides. Its product is annotated as lysophospholipid acyltransferase LPEAT2-like. Gene Ontology annotation, biological process: phospholipid metabolic process. The transcript is spliced from 13 exons. Gene Ontology annotation, molecular function: calcium ion binding; lysophosphatidylethanolamine acyltransferase activity. The coding region runs from base 47 to 1636 and encodes 529 amino acids. The record is from RefSeq and is a predicted model, not a curated record. Lineage: Eukaryota; Viridiplantae; Streptophyta; Magnoliopsida; Lamiales; Oleaceae.